AUGAUUACUCUUGGCUUUGCAGGUCAUGCUAUUCCAAUGUUUGAAUUAGCAAAAUCAAUGAAGAAUCAUAAUGUGACAUUUCUUACGGAAUAUCAUGCUCAAUCCUAUUUAAAUUUUGAAUCAUAUGCUAAAUUAUCUUCAUUUCGUAUCAUUUAUACGAAUGAUUCAGUUGAUGCAUUUAUUAAUGAAAAGAAGCAAGAAAAAGAACUAAUUGAAUAUUUUAUGCGCCAUUCUCUUUUAGAUAGUGUAGAUUAUAUGAUAUCAGUAAUAAGUCCGACUAACAGUGCUUUGAUGACCAAAUCAAUCAAUUUAUUAAUGUCGGAACGAUACGAUGUAAUUAUUGGUACUUCAUUAACGAUGGGUGUAAAUCUUCUAUGCAAGCAAGUAAAUACAUCAUGUGUAAUAAUAAUUCCGGAAAAACGGUUGAAUAGAUUUGAUGUUAAUCUACCUCUUAGCAAUUCAUUGCUAUCAUCAAAAUAUUUGACCGAAUUGAAAUAUCGUAUUUACAAUUUUGCUUUCACUUUACGUUUCAUAGUCCCUCUCUUUAAAACAAUAUUUAAAACAUACUACAAAAUUUUACUAUCGCUUCCUCAGGUACCCGGACCUUUUUACGAAGUAUUUACAUUAAGAAAUAUAUUAUCGACAAAAUUAAAUUGUUUGCAAUUGUUCAGUUUACCACCAACGCUCUAUCCACCAUCGUCUUUGCCUCAUGAUACUAAAUAUCUUGGUGGAUUUGUAGAUAAUUUAUCCAUUGAAUAUGUUGAAAAUGAUUUUACAAGAUGGAUUCAAUCGAAACCUCCAAAAUCCAUUGUUUAUGUGGCUUUUGGCAGUAUUUCUAUACUCAACCAAGUUAGAAUGAGAAAUUUAGUAUAUGGCUUAGCUGAAUUUCUUUUACAAAAAGAUUCAGUUUCUAUCUUAUUAGCAUUUCGUAAUAGGAAUUAUGAAAAUUAUCAAAUCAUACUAAACGAAAUGAAAUAUGAUCAAUAUCGACAGAUAUUAAUGGAUGAUCAACGAGUGAAAGUCGAAAAUCGUUUUCUUCAACAAAAAUGGAUUUUACAACAGAAUUCAGUCAGCGUUUUUAUAAGUCAUUGUGGAAUGGGUUCACUUGUAGAAGGGCUUUACUUUGAAAAACUUAUCAUAUGUUUACCAUUAUGCACGGAUCAAUUUUCGAAUGCAAUUUCGAUCUAUCAUUCAGGAGUCGGAGAAUCAUUAUUCGCACUACCAUCUCUAUGGAAAUCGUUGUUUAGUCCACUCGAUUUCCAUGAUUACAUAUUUUCAGCAAGUGAUGUAACAACAAAACUAUUAACAAUCUGGAGAAACAUUUCAUACGAGCAAGCAGUUCGAUUAAUGUCACUCGAAAUGAAACAUGCAGGUGGCGUGAGAAAAGCAGUAGAAGAAAUUGAACAUUUAGUCAAUUUGAAUGGUAGUUUAGAUCGGUAUAAACCAUUUCACGAUAUACUUCCAUUCUAUCAACGAUAUUUACUUGAUAUAGUACUCGUUUGUAUUGUUUUACCUAUCGCGACCGUAUAUUAUUUACGCGCGAAAUGUUGUAAAAGAAAUCGAAAGGAAAAGAACGAUUAA
This is a messenger RNA of Rotaria sp. Silwood2, 1581 nucleotides long. The record is from the annotation of a GenBank genome assembly. Lineage: Eukaryota; Metazoa; Rotifera; Eurotatoria; Philodinida; Philodinidae.